Molecule: messenger RNA, 1118 nt
Organism: Eleginops maclovinus (Patagonian blennie)
Lineage: Eukaryota; Metazoa; Chordata; Actinopteri; Perciformes; Eleginopidae
Gene: srrd
Product: SRR1 domain containing
Exons: 7
Coding region: 132-1052 (306 amino acids)
Biological process (GO): microtubule-based process
Cellular component (GO): nucleus; cytoplasm
Source: RefSeq, a predicted model, not a curated record
UCGGUGUUACACGGAACGUUGUACUCCGAAAAAGUCUCUCACUGGCUUGCAUAUUAUUACAAUAUAAAACAUAUCACCAUUUUUGUUGAUAUAUUUAACCUACACGUUUGUAGUCCAUUUAUUGACCAAUAAUGACCGGUGAAUCGAGAUUGAUGUCGGACACCGGGGAGGAGUGGCAGGUUGCCCGCAGACGAAAAGGCGCAGCGCGGAAAUCAAAACCACUUCAGGUGUCCUCAAACUCAACAUGCUGCGAGGAUCAGCUGGACAUAGCGAAAACUGUAAAACGAAUCAGAGAGACAGUGUCUGACCUCAGAUGCGAGGAGUUUUGGCCUCAGUGGAAAAAGCAGCUUCUGGUGGCACUAGGAUCAGUAGAGCUCUCAAAAUCUCCAGUGGACAGGGACCCUGAAGCCCCCACAGAAGAUGGCCAGCUGUUUCAAAAUCUGGACUGUGUGUGUUAUGGCCUUGGCUCCUUUUCCUCGUGUGUCUCAGCUCGCUUCCAGCUUGCCAUGUUGCUGCUGCUACUGGACGCAGGACAGAUUCCUCUGAAGGACUGCUUUAUUUAUGACCCCGCCUUCUCAUCUGGUGAGAGGGAGGUUUUAAUGCAACUGGGUUUGACGGUACUCACAGAUAAUGAGGAAGGGAAGCGUCUGGCGACUAAGCCCACACUCUUUUACCUAAUGCAUUGUGGUAAGGCCCUGUACAACAACCUUCUGUGGAAGAAUUGGAGUACUCAAAGUCUACCUCUGAUGAUAAUUAUUGGAAACAGCUUCAAUGGCAUUUUGGAAAGAACAAUUGAGAGAGAGUUCAAGCGGGACUACAUCUACAUUACUCAGGCUGUGUCUGUUUGUGAGGACAGACUGUUGCCUUGUCCAUCCCGUCUGAUUGACGUCUUCAGUGACACUGCAGUCAUCACCUUUCCAACCAGCAGCCUUAACAGACUCCCACAAUCCACCUGGGUAGAGCCGCCUGAGCCACAGUACCAACACUGCCCUGAUUUAGAGAUAAUUCAGAGGGAAACACAGGAGAGAGACAGGGGAGGAACAAUAAACUGACUUUGUUUUAUAUUGUUGAUUUUUUUAAAUAAAAGUACUACCUCAAAAGGAUAUUGAUAUAAAGUA